This is a messenger RNA of Diachasma alloeum, 474 nucleotides long. RefSeq lists its product as uncharacterized. The record is from RefSeq and is a predicted model, not a curated record. NCBI's taxonomy places the organism in Eukaryota, Metazoa, Arthropoda, Insecta, Hymenoptera, Braconidae. The coding region runs from base 1 to 474 and encodes 157 amino acids. The transcript is spliced from 6 exons.
AUGUCCAAAGAUUCGUUGAAACGUUCCCAUGAUGAGGCUGUCAGUAGUACAUCUUCGUCAUCGUCAAUCUCUAAUGAUGCUAAUGGAACUACAGGUGAUGAUCCCACAUUUACCUUGACUCCUUCAACUACCCUCCAAAUGUAUAAUAAUGAAAUGCAAUCUCGGUUGAUACCAAUUGUUGGAGUCGUUGAUCAAAUCUUUCCGGGCACUUCUACUGCUGGAGCUGUAGCUAAGACGAUUUUUAAAUGGACUGUGAAUAAUGGUGAUGGAGAACGUGUUGAAUGUGUCGCGUGGAACAUCCAAGUUCAACGAAUUCAAUCUCACAUUGUUCUGGGAAAUGUGCUGUUUCUGAAUGGAGUUUUCAUGAAAGCUGGUAAUGUGACAUAUUUGAAUGGGACAGUAUUAUUUCAGUUAACCGUACAAUCUAAUACAACGUGUUUGGUCAAUUCUAUUCAUACUGUUGAUAGAAAAUAG